AUGAAGAAAGAGGAGGUUCCAGGACCUAGAUGUCAUCAUUCCUGGGGAUACCCUUGACCAGUGACUGAGUUUCUGACCAGAGAUGUUGGGUAUAUCCAGAAGAGACAAAGAUAGAGUAGCAGUUGCUGGUCAUAUCCCACAACAGAAGAAAAUGAGCAAUGCCCAGGAAUUGUUGACCCUGGAGGAUGUAGUUGUGGAGUUCACCUGGCAGGAGUGGAAGCUCCUGGGCCCUGCUUAGAAGGACCUAUACUGGGAUGUGAUUAUGGAGAAUUACAGCAACCUGGUGUCAGUCGGUUAUCAAGCCAGCAGACCAGAUGCACUGUCCAGGUUGGAACAAGGAGAACAACCUUGGACAACAGAAGAUGAAAUGUAUAGUCGCAUCUGUCCAGAAAACAACAAGGUUGAUGAUCAUUUGCAGGGUCACCUGGAAAAUCAAAGACUAUUAAAGGCUAUGGAGCAAUACUACGAACACAAUGCAUUUGGAAAUAUUGUACCUCAAAGCAAAAGUCAUUUUUCUUUUAGGGAAAAUCAUGUUACGUUUGAGUCAUAUAUAAAAACUUUGAAAUCAAAUUUAAGUUUAGUUGACCAGAACAAAAGCUAUGAAAUUAACAAUUCUACUAAAUUCAAUGAACAUGGGAAAACAUUUUUUCAAGGUAAGUAUGAAGAACUUCAUUCUGUUAAAUUUUCUGUAAGUACAAAACCUAAUAGAAUUAAAUCCCAAGUCAAUAAGCAUCAGAGAAGUCAUGACAUAGAGAAAACUCAUGUAUGCAGUGAAUGUGGAAAAGCCUUUGUCAAGAAGUCUCAGCUCACUGAUCAUGAGAGAGUUCAUACAGGAGAAAAACCUUACGGAUGUAGUAUGUGUGCAAAAGUAUUCUCCAGAAAGUCCAGGCUCAAUGAACAUCAGAGAAUUCACAAAAGGGAGAAAUCCUUUAUAUGCAAUGAAUGUAGAAAAGUAUUUACCAUGAAAAGCCGUCUGAUUGAACAUCAGCGAACUCAUACUGGAGAGAAACCCUAUGUAUGCGAUGAAUGUGGAAAAGGUUUCCCAGGCAAGCGAAAUCUCAUUGUACAUCAGCAAAAUCAUACUGGAGAGAAAUCUUAUGUAUGCAGUGAUUGUGGAAAAGGCUUCACUGGGAAGCGCAUGCUUAUCAUACAUCAGCGAACUCAUACAGGAGAGAAACCCUACAUCUGGAGUGAAUGUGGGAAAGGCUUCACCACAAAGCACUAUGUCAUCAUACAUCAACGAAAUCAUACAGGAGAGAAACCAUAUAUAUGCAUUGAAUGUGGAAAAGGCUUCAUUGUGAAGAGCCGUAUGAUCGAACAUCAGCGAACUCAUACAGGAGAGAAACCCUAUGUAUGCAGUGAAUGUGGAAAAGGCUUUCCUAGCAAGAGUAAUCUCAUUGUACAUCAGAGAAAUCAUACAACAGAGAAAUCGUAUCUAUGUAGUGAAUGUGGAAAAGGCUUCACGGUAAAGACCAUGCUUAUUAGACAUAAGCGAAUUCAUACUGGAGAGAAACCUUACAUAUGCACUGAGUGUGGGAAAGGCUUCCCCUUGAAGAGUCGGCUGAUUGUACAUCAGCGAGCUCAUACUGGAGAAAAACCUUACAGAUGCACUGAAUGUGGGAAAGGUUUCACCAUAAAUAGUGGACUGGUAUUACAUCAGCGAACUCUUACUAGAGAGAAACCUUAUAAAUGCCGUGAAUGUGGAAAAGGUUUUGCCUUUAAGAGCAAUCUUGUUGUACACCAGCGAACUCAUACUGGAGAGAAACCCUUUCUGUGCAGAGAAUGUGGAAAAGGCUUCACCAUGAAACGAUAUCUCAUUGUACAUCAGGAAAUGCAUACAAGAAAGAAAUCUUAUAUAUGUGGUGAAUGUGGAAGAGGCUUUUUCAUGGAAACGCUCAUUUUACAUAAGCAAGUUCAUACUGGAGAGAAGCCUUAUGCAUGCAAUGAAUGUGGUAAAGGCUUCACUGUGAAAAGCCAUCUAAUAGUUCAUCAACGAACUCAUACAGGAGAGAAACCCUUUAUAUGCAGCAAAUGUGGAAAAGCCUUCUCCUCAAAAAGAAAUCUCUUUGCACAUCAGCGAACUCAUAUUGGAAACAAACCCUAACCAUGCAAUGAACAUGGUCACUGCCUUCAGGAAGAAAAUAUACCUCUGUACAUCAGAGAUUUCAUAUAGGGUAGAUUUCCUUUACAUAUAACAAAUUGAAUUUCAUCUGGUCUCAUUAUCCACCAGAAUAAAUGCAGUCAAUGAUGGAAAUCCUUCCACAUAAAUUCAAGCUCUGACUUUGUUGAGGCGCCCAAUCCAGAGACUAUGGAUUCAGUGAU
Molecule: messenger RNA, 2322 nt
Organism: Nycticebus coucang (slow loris)
Lineage: Eukaryota; Metazoa; Chordata; Mammalia; Primates; Lorisidae
Product: zinc finger protein 432-like
Biological process (GO): regulation of DNA-templated transcription
Molecular function (GO): DNA-binding transcription factor activity, RNA polymerase II-specific; RNA polymerase II cis-regulatory region sequence-specific DNA binding
Source: RefSeq, a predicted model, not a curated record